AGGUGAGCCCCUCAUCCCCAACAUUAUGCCACACUCUUCCUUCGGGAGAUCCUCUGUGCCCAAAAUCUCCUUGAUUUCUUUUGUGUGAUAAUACAGAGAUCAUAGGAUUUGGGAUAUAGUGGGAAUAUGAAAAUGAGCUACAGUUGAGAUCUGACAACUCUCUGCUUAUAAAUAUCCACCUCCACUUCUACUCCAGCAUCAGAAAUCAUCUCUCUUCCACUCGCAAAUAUAAUUCUGUUCUCUUGAAAGGAGGUUUCAUUUUACGUUUUGUUCCAAUAGUUUCCUCGUCUUCUCUAUCUCGAGUCUUUUAGAGUUCUAUAGUGCUCUACUUUCCCUGUUUCUUCACGACUGCAAAUCCAUUUGCAAUUUCUUGGAUAGCAACUCAAAAUCCAUAAUUGACAUUAUUUCUUGGAGGUGAAGAUAAAGCACUUACUUGGAACUGCAGAUUAGGAGACAAAGGUAUGGGCGGCAUGGUGGGCCGAACCCUGGAAACCCCAUCGCCGGCGGCAUUUCCCCAAGAGUUCAGCUCCUCUCCACUGGAUAUCCUCCUCUGCGGGACGAAGAUAAAGCAUGUCCCCGAGAGUGAAGAUAAAGAAUUUCUUGGAGGUGAAGAUAAAGCACUUACUUGGAACUGCAGAUUAGGAGACAAAGGUAUGGUCGGCAUGGUGGACCGAACCCUGGAAACCCCAUUGCCGGCGGAAUUUCCCCGAGAGUUCACCUCCUCUCCAUUGGAUAUCCUCCUCUGCGGGACGACGCCGCUCCGGGCCGUCCGCUCCGCUGCAACGCUGUCCAUCGGCUCCUCCGUCUACCAUCGCCAGGCGGAGCUCCUCCGUAGGUUCAGCACCCAUUACCACCAUUGCGGCGCGUCCAAGGACGCCGUCGCCUCAGCGGCGGAGACGGGGGAGAAGCGGAAGGUCUACCGGGGGGUGCGGCAGCGGCACUGGGGGAAGUGGGUGGCGGAGAUCCGGCUGCCGCAGAACCGGACGCGGAUCUGGCUGGGGACCUACUACUCGCCCGAGUCGGCGGCGUACGCGUACGACCGGGCGGCCUACAAGCUCCGCGGGGAGUACGCGCGCCUCAACUUCCCGGCCCUGCAGGACGCCGGCGACUGCCCCGAGCGGCUACGGCCGCUGCAGUCGGCCGUGGACUCCAAGAUCCAAGCCAUCUACCAGCGCCUCGGGCGGCGCCGUGGGGCCAUGCGGGACGCGGCGGUUGGCAAGAAGGAGAAGUCGGCGGAAGAGAAGAACAGGAGGAAGACGAAGAAGAACAGGGUUUCGUCACCGACGACGUCGUCGUCUUGUGCGCCUGCGUCAUCAGAGAGCUUGGCAGGCGAAAUGGACGGCGAGUGUUCGUUCGCGCUGUUGCCAUCCUACGAUCCAGAACUAAUCUGGGAGGUGCUCGCUAACUAACCAACAUGGACGUCCGCUCUCUCUCUCUCUCUCUCUCUCUCUCUCUCUCUCUAUAUAUAUGUAUAUAUAUGUAUAUGUAUAUAUAUGUAUAUA
Messenger RNA from Musa acuminata AAA Group (dessert banana), 1502 nucleotides. Its product is annotated as ethylene-responsive transcription factor ERF061-like. Gene Ontology annotation, molecular function: DNA-binding transcription factor activity; DNA binding. The record is from RefSeq and is a predicted model, not a curated record. The coding region runs from base 462 to 1409 and encodes 315 amino acids. Gene Ontology annotation, biological process: regulation of DNA-templated transcription. The transcript has a single exon. Lineage: Eukaryota; Viridiplantae; Streptophyta; Magnoliopsida; Zingiberales; Musaceae.